CAAUUGCCAACGCUUCUUCCACUUGGAGGACAGGCUUCGGAGGCUAAGCGCAAGAAGAGGGACGCAACACGAACCAUGGCUGCGUUAGUGACCGUUUAUCUAGUGUCAAACACCCUCAACCUUCUGCUCACCAUUAUGGAAUUUAUUGAUGCCGACUUUUUAAGGGAAUUGGCAAAAGGUCUCGUUUAUCGGUGA
Molecule: messenger RNA, 195 nt
Organism: Strongylus vulgaris
Lineage: Eukaryota; Metazoa; Nematoda; Chromadorea; Rhabditida; Strongylidae
Source: the annotation of a GenBank genome assembly